UUGAUUUCGGCAAGAUGUAAACAUGUUAUAAUUUUUGUGCAUUGUGUGAUGUAAACUGUAAAUCUGUGCAUCAAUUGGAAAUGCACGAGAAGAAAUGGCCACAGAAAAUGUGAAAUCCAGCCCAAAAGCUAGAGUUGUUGUACAGCAGUGCCUGUCUGCAAAACUCAUGGUGCAGCCCCCUAGUGAUGAUCAUGCAGAAGAAGCUAAAUAUGUUGAGAUCAAAAGAGGAGUAGUUCUCUACAUAAGUUUCUUGAAGGGAGCAACAGAAAAUAUUGUUACUAAAAUGGUGUCAUCUCUCCUGGCGGUGCGGCUAUGUGAGCCAGAGUCUGGAAAGCUUGUCUCUGUGAUGGAUCUACCUGGCAGCAUCCUGAUCGUUCCUCAGGCAUGUCUUGGUGGGAAAAUGAAAGGUAAAGCCAUUCAGUACCACGACAACCUGGACAAGACUGAGGGACGGCAGCUGUACGACAUUUUUGUCAGCGAAUGUACCCGUAUGUUCAGCAGCUCCGUAGUCAAUCAUGAAGCCAGUACGACGUGUGUGAGGGCUGGUACGUACGGAAACAGACAGGUACUCAGCAUCAACACCAAUGGACCUUACACACACAUCUUCGAUUUCUCAUGACAAGUCAAUCGGCAUCUGGAG
Messenger RNA from Priapulus caudatus, 640 nucleotides. RefSeq names its product probable D-tyrosyl-tRNA(Tyr) deacylase 2. Gene Ontology annotation, biological process: tRNA metabolic process. The transcript is spliced from 5 exons. Gene Ontology annotation, molecular function: D-tyrosyl-tRNA(Tyr) deacylase activity. NCBI's taxonomy places the organism in Eukaryota, Metazoa, Priapulida, Priapulimorpha, Priapulimorphida, Priapulidae. The record is from RefSeq and is a predicted model, not a curated record. The coding region runs from base 95 to 619 and encodes 174 amino acids. Gene Ontology annotation, cellular component: cytoplasm.